AUGAUUGUUCAGCCGUGCCUCCGUCCAUGUCUCAUUUGCUUACUGUUUUUCUCCUCCUCUUCCCUUUCUCACUCUUAUUUUAAACAACACUCCCCACAGAAGACAGAAAUUUCUCCAGGAUUUGAUUCUUCACCUCCAAGUUCAAUGACAAGAUCUGUAAGUUAUGAAGCAGUCUCUCCUAAUCAUGAUAGGGAAAUGCUUAUGCCUCAACUAUUGGGACCUACUGCCCAGAAACAGGCAAUGCUGGAGUCUCCAUCGUCAAAUGGAAAAGUUGUGACGGUCAUUGUUGUCACAGCUGCAAUCACUCUGGCCCUUGCUGGGAUCUUCUUCUCUAUCUACUUGAAAUUUGCUAAAAGAGGGGAAAUGAAUAAAGUUGACAUAAGCUUUCAGCGAGAAGCUAUGGCAACUGGUGACGAGUUCAGAAAAGGUGGCAGAAAAGUGAAAAAAAUUACCUUUGAUGAAAAAGGGCAGGAUUUGCUUUAUGUAAAAACUUUUGACGGGAAGCCCAGAAACAAUUUCUCAAAAGUUAUGUUGAACCCUAGCUAUGAAGAAGAAGUGGAAGAAAAGAAGGUGGAUGUGAUAGUAGAGCGAUUAAAAAAGUACGAAACUCAGGAAGUUUUGCUUCGGGAACCACCUCAUACAAUUGGUCAAGGUAAAGUGACUGAACCAGUUUUGCAAAAUCAAGAACCUCCGCCAUUAGUUUCAGAAAUGCCUAGUCCAAAACUACAUCCUCUACCAUCCCCUCCAAUAAAGAAAGUUCUUGCACCACCACCACUACCACCUCCUUCCCCACCACCACCGCCUCCUCCACGUCCUCCAACAUCAACAAAACCACCAAUGAUAACGAAGAAAAUUUCUUCUGCAUCAACUCCUCCACCACCUAAAAUAGGUGGUUCACUGAAACCUCCACCAGUUCCAAGAGGGAAAUCAAAUAGCAAGAGCAGGGAAUGGGCUACGACAGAGGAGAGCUUGAAAGGGACUAGCAUUGGCCACACAAAGCUAAAGCCACUGCAUUGGGAUAAAGUUACAGCCAAUGUGGAUCAUUCAGUGGUUUGGGAUGAGAUCAAUAAUGGCUCUCUCAGAUUUGAUGACGACCUAAUAGAAACAUUGUUUGGGUAUACAACUGGCAAUAAUAAAAUCCUUCACAGAAAUGAAGUUUCAUCAAGCAGAAACAGCUCCAACCCUACCCCAGCAGCUCAAGUUUUCAUACUUGAGCCACGGAAGUCUCAAAACACAGCAAUUGUACUAAAAUCUUUAGCAAUUUCUCGUAAAGAAAUUCUUGAUGCUCUUCUCGAGGGUCGUAGACUUACCACAGAUGACCUAGAAAAGCUUACCAGAAUUUCCCCAACUCAAGAAGAAGCAAUCAAAAUCCUCCAAUACAGGGGCAGCGCAUCUAAACUUGCAGAUGCUGAAUCUUUCCUUCACCACCUCCUCAAGGCUGUUCCUUCGGCAUUCAUCCGUAUCAAUGCAAUGCUUUUCAGAUCAAAUUAUGAUUCCGAAAUUCUUCAUCUAAAGGAGUCCUUACAAACGCUUGAAUUGGGGUGCAAAGAGCUACGAACCCAUGGCCUCUUCUUAAAACUUCUUGAAGCCAUUCUCAAGGCUGGCAAUAGGAUGAAUGCUGGAACAUCCAGAGGCGACGCACAAGGUUUCAACCUUACUGCUCAUAGAAAGCUUUCUGAUGUUAAAAGCACGGACGGGAAGACUACUCUACUUCACUUUGUUGUAGAACAAGUUGUUCGACCGGAAGGUAGACGUCAUGUACUUAAUCGGAAUCAUAGUAUGGAAAGAAGUAAGAGUCAUAGACGGAUAAACAGUGAUUUAAAUUCAGACACCUUGACAGCAGAAGAGAGAAACAAAGAGUACCUGUUGCUGGGAUUGCCAGCAUUGGGGGACAUGAGUGCUCAAUUCUUCAAUGUAAAAAAAGCAGCUGCCAUAGAAUUUGACAGUUUCGUCAACACAUGCGGCUCUCUUACAGCUCGUGUCACAGAAAUUCGGCAACUCACGACAAACUGUGGCAAUAGUGAGGCAGGUGGGUUUGUGAUGGAAAUGAAAGGAUUCUUAGAGGAAUGCGAAGAGGAGCUUAAGUUGGUGAGGGAUGAGCAAACAAGGAUUAUGGAGGCUGUGAGGAGAACAACAGCGUAUUACCAAGCAGGAGCAUCAAAACAGAAAGAAGCAAAUCUGCUUCAAUUGUUCGUUAUUGUGAAAGAUUUUCUUGACAUGGUUGAUCGAGUCAGUGUAGACAUUUCCCAAAAGCUGCAGAAGAAAAAAGUGGCAGCAAGAGCAGAAUCAUCAUCACCACCGUCACCUCCAACGAGUAAUCCAGUGAAAUUUCCAGACUUCCGGUUACAUCUGAUGUCAGAUAUGUCUAGGGCAACAUCUUGGAGUGAAUCGGAUGAUGAUUUCUGA
Messenger RNA from Dovyalis caffra, 2406 nucleotides. The record is from the annotation of a GenBank genome assembly. Lineage: Eukaryota; Viridiplantae; Streptophyta; Magnoliopsida; Malpighiales; Salicaceae.